AUGGUCAAAGUCAUUGCUGGCCUGAUGGGCUCCUCUGUGGCUUCUGGAUCUGUCCACAUGUCUCAACCAGAGCAGCUGCGUGCGAUUUUGACUCUGCUGAGCAAACACGGCAUUCGUGAGCUCGACACUGCUCGUGUAUACAACGGUGGACAGAGCGAGCAGCAUCUCGGUACAAUUAAGGACACCGUAGAAGCCUGUAACUUGGCUGUAGCCACCAAGGCACCUGGCUUCAUGCCGGGAUCUCUGACCUAUGACAAUAUCAUUCGGGCUUGCAACGAGUCGCUCGCAGCGACAAAGCAACAGAAGUUCGACCUGUACUACUUUCACGGCCCAGACCGUCAGACACCGCUCGAGGAGUCAUGCCGCGCCAUGAACCAGCUCCAUUCCGAGGGCAAGUUCGAUCGGUUUGGUGUUAGCAACUUUCGUGCCGACGAGGUCCACCAGAUCGUCGACAUAUGUCGCAAGAACGGCUGGAUCCUCCCUUCUGUUUAUCAAGGAGCCUACAAUCCGCUUCUUCGUGCCAUGGAACCAGCACUCCUGCCUGUUCUAAGGAGUUACGGCAUGGCUUUCUACGCAUACAGCCCACUUGGUGGUGGAUUCUUCUCGCGCCCUAUUGAACAGCUUCGUACGCCUCCCGCAGGUGGUCGCAUGGACCAGAUGAAAGUCUUCCAAGCCAUCUACGUCAACGACCUGUCCCUGGAGCUGUUGCAGAAACUGACCGAAACGUGCGAAAAAGCUGGUAUCACUGUACGUGAAGCUGCGCUUCGGUGGUUGAUGCACCAUUCUGCAUUGGGCGAAGCAGACGGUAUCAUCCUCGGCGCGUCGAGUGAAGCGCAGAUGGAGCAAAAUCUGAAAGCAUGUGAAGGUCCUGCGCUCCCGGGAACAGUUGUCGAUUGCUUUACGGGAAUUAGCAGUCAAUAUAGAGCAGCGGGUAAGGAUGAGCGGUACUCGGUCUGA
Aureobasidium musti is the source of this 957-nucleotide messenger RNA. NCBI's taxonomy places the organism in Eukaryota, Fungi, Ascomycota, Dothideomycetes, Dothideales, Saccotheciaceae. The record is from the annotation of a GenBank genome assembly.